ACAAUUUUAAAGAUUGGUAACCGAAAUGUAUAACGGAAUUGGUUUAACAACACCUCGUGGAAGUGGUACUAAUGGAUAUGUUCAAACAAAUUAUAGUUCUGUCAAAAAUAAGAAACCAAAUAAUAAUUAUCAACAAAAGGAAAGGAAAGAUUUAUUAAAAAUUAAAUCUCCAAAUGUUGAUCUUUUAAUUCAUGAGGAAAAGAAGAAGGUUGAAAUUGAAUUGUAUAAAUUAAAAUCUGAGUUGACAAAACAAGGUAAAUUAACUCCAGAAGAAAUUGAUCAACAAAUUUCUGAUAAAAGAAAGGAAAGAAUGAAACUUAUUGAAAACAAAUACAAUAACAUUAACAACAAGGGAGAUUCAAAAACAGAGGAAAACAAUGAAAGAAAUGAAAAGUUCAAAAAAGCUCUUUCAUUAGAUAAAGAAUUUGAAAAGAAGGGAAUUAAAUCAAAUGAAGACGCAGAACUUGUAGCAUUUGAUUCCAAGUUAAAUGAAAUGCUAAAAAGAAAGGAAAAACCAGCAUCUCUCGAAAAGAAACAAAGAAAAAAGAAGAGGAGACAUGAUCGUAAUUCCUCAUCAGAUUCAUCUUCAGAAAGUGCAUCUUCAUCAGAUAGUGAUGAGUAAUAAGCUCAUUUUUUUAUUGUCUCUACUAAUAUCUGAAGUGUCGAGAUUUGUAUCCCCGCACUUUGCUUGGAUGAAAAAAGAUCCUCUCUCUUCUCAGCCAAACACUGACAAUUUGAAGUAAAAAUCAGGUACCUUUUCAG
This is a messenger RNA of Naegleria gruberi, 762 nucleotides long. RefSeq names its product splicing coactivator subunit srm300-like protein. The transcript has a single exon. The coding region runs from base 26 to 622 and encodes 198 amino acids. NCBI's taxonomy places the organism in Eukaryota, Heterolobosea, Eutetramitea, Acrasida, Naegleriidae. The record is from RefSeq and is a predicted model, not a curated record.